Molecule: messenger RNA, 686 nt
Organism: Carica papaya (papaya)
Lineage: Eukaryota; Viridiplantae; Streptophyta; Magnoliopsida; Brassicales; Caricaceae
Gene: UPB1
Product: transcription factor UPBEAT protein
Biological process (GO): regulation of DNA-templated transcription
Molecular function (GO): protein dimerization activity
Source: RefSeq, a predicted model, not a curated record
CUCAAAAUGCCUUUAUAAAGGCCACCAUAAUCAAUUGGAAGGUACCCUACAAUUCUGCGGCACUUGCAACAAGAUCAAAAGGCAAAAGAACCCAGUUGAGCUCAUUAGAAAGUACUAAUGGGAGUUUCUGCAGAUUACCCUCUUCUUCUCUCUCUGGGUUUGAAGGGCAUCCGAGCAAAAAAAAAGGGUGUGUCCCAGGUUGGGUCACUUUGGGAAAGUCAUGGGAAGAGAAGAUCAAGGCAAAUGAAGGGGAAUAUUGGAGGGUAUAAGAGAAGAUCUAGAAGGGUUUUGAUGAAGAGAAGGAGGAGAGUUGUAGAAGGUUCAAGAAGGCGUGUGAAUGCAAUUGAAGAAAGAACGAGGAUACUGAAGAAAUUGAUUCCAAACAGCACCAAAUCCAUGGGGUUGGAAGGGCUUUUCAGAGAAACAGCCGAUUAUAUAUUGUCUUUACAGAUGAGAGUUCAGGUCAUGCAGAUUAUGGUUAAGGUUUUGGGUGGUAAUUGAAAAUUGAGUGAUAUAAAUAAUUCAUUUGUAAAUGCAGUUUUUUUUUUUAAUUUUAAUUAAAAGAAAAUUGGGUUUUAAAUUUUGAUUAAUUUUAUGUGGUAUUUUUAAUUAGUCAAAUAGUAGGAUUAAUUUCUAUUUAAGUCCAGAAAAUUUGUGUUAUUGGGCUGCUUAGGUUUUUAACAACA